Lutzomyia longipalpis is the source of this 8786-nucleotide messenger RNA. RefSeq names its product chondroitin sulfate proteoglycan 4 (gene kon). The record is from RefSeq and is a predicted model, not a curated record. Bases 561 to 7664 code for a protein of 2367 amino acids. Lineage: Eukaryota; Metazoa; Arthropoda; Insecta; Diptera; Psychodidae. The transcript is spliced from 8 exons.
UUUAAUAUACAUAACAUUGCGUAUGUGUAUAUUAUAGCUGUUCAAUCCCGGCUCCACUUUAUACAUAUUUAGUGCAACACAAGAAGUGAUUCUCUAAAACCACUCACUUCUUCUUCCUCUCCAGGAAAAUAUAUAUGUAGCGGAAAAUAAGGAAGGGAAGCAUUAAGCAGAAAUUACGGGGAAAUUUGUAAUCAUACCAAAUACAGCAGAGACACAGAAAAAUAAACACAAAUUCAUUCCAAAAUAAUUGCACCCAAUUGAGGAACAUCCACACAAAAUUGUUAAAAAGUGUAAAGUGUUUCUCGUGCUCUUGAGGAAUUAAUAGUGCUGAGUGAUCCAUUUAAAAUCAUUCACAGUUGAUAUUUAUUGAUACAUAUUUGCUGUUUCAUCCACUUUGCAAGCACUUAUUCUUGAGAUUAAGAAUUGUGAAUGAAGAUCAAUGGGUAUUAGCACUCUCAUCGUGGAGUGUGAGUGAUCAAACGAAGCAUCAACACGGAGUGGGAUCUUUGAGAGUUUAGCAAGAGCUGCAGUGACGCUCAUAUCUCCCUUGUGGUGGCAACAUGAAGAGGAUGCUGAAGAUGAGAGAUGCCGUGGCUAUUUUGGUACCAGCCGUACUAUUUGUACUGCUGCAAACAGCUGUUCGUGGCGUUGACUGUGUGAAAGUGUCAUUCUAUGGUGCCAGUCAUAUUGCCAUGCCCAUGCAGGAGGCAAAGAGUUCAACAAAUAUUCGUCUGCGAUUUCGCACCAUGCUCCCUGAUUGCUUCAUCUUCCUUGCGGCUGGCCGAACGGAUUAUGCGCUAAUCAACUUGGAGAAUGGUCGCAUUAAGUUUAUCUUCAAAAUUGAGGACUUUAUCACAGAAUUGUGGUCUCCGAAGAAUAUCAUCUUUAACGAUCUCAACUGGCACGAGAUCGCCAUACAGCGCUAUGAUUCGAAUAUCACAAUGCAAGUUGAUGAGCAUUUUAACCGGAAAACCGUCCCAUCACGUAUUGGCGAGCUCAAUAUUCACUUUGGCGUCUUCCUCGGAGGCGUUGGAGACUUCUCUCAGGCGUACUUAAACACCGUGAAUAAUUUCCGUGGAUGCAUGUCUGAUACCUACUACAACAACAUAAAUGUCUUCAAACGUGCUAAAGAAAGAACAUCCCACGUUGCAAGUGUACGCGUUAGUUGGGCAUGUGCUGCAGAAUUCGAUGCUGAUCACCAACAGAGUGUGAGCUUCAUCGAAGAUGACUCCUUUAUGGUUCUAGGAAAAGGAACGUCGUAUUCGGGAGAUAUUUGGAAUAUUGAAUUUCGUACAAUUGAAGUGAUUUCCAGUGUCCUCUACAACGUGGCGAAUAUGGAUUUUAUAUCAUUAGAAAUUGUUGAGGCGAAAUUACGUCUCUUAGUUGGAAAGGGAUCAAAUGCUGUUGAAUUGAUUCCCGAUCGUAAUGUUUCAGAUGGAAAAUGGCACAAUGUGUCCAUUCUCUAUAGCCCUAUGAUAGUGGAAAUAAUGGUGGAUGAUGUUAAGAAUGCAGCAAGUUUUGCAAAUGGGAGUAGUCAAGUAAUUGAUCUGAGUGAGCAAUUUUACAUUGGAGGAUUAGAUAUGAAUUUAAGGAAGAGGGCUAAUGUUAAAGGAUCACGAGCAGCUGAAAGUAGUUUUCGUGGCUGUAUGAAGAAUAUCAAAGUAAAUAAUCAAUUGGUUGGAUUUCCUGACAUGAAAGUAACUCAAGGAGUUACAGUUGAUUGUGUUUGGAGGUAUCCUUGCAUUGAGAGGCAACCUUGCAUCAUUGGGAGUAUAUGCCAACCGUAUGCUAUUGAUGAAUUUAUCUGCCAUUGCAGCCAAGCAUUUUGUAUAAAAAAUGAUUUUUUGGAGCGAUAUAAGAUAUUUUCAAGAGCCGAUCUUCCCAUUGAUAUAGAACUCUUAGCCGUGUCACCUAUGCAGUUAAUGGAAGGAGACAGCAUAUUCCUUUCACCAGCCUACAUUGAGGUAUUGUUUGACUACACAAAGCUUGGACUCAUGGAGGCAGGUGUCAUCUUCCACAUAGUCCAACCCCCAAAACACGGAACUAUAAGUAUUGCUCCAUUCACAAAUGACGGCAAUGAGACGAGCAGUAAACUCUUCUCACUUAUGGACUUGAGUACUGACAAGGUGAAGUACACCCAUUCCGGAAAUGAACAUUUUAUCGAUCAUAUCACAAUUGAUAUGCAACUGGUAUCCCCAAAUAGGGAAUCCAUUCCAGACUACAUCCAAGGGAAGCAUAGAUUUGUUCUUCAUGUUAACAUAACAGCCGUUAAUGAUGCCCCAUCACUCUACAUUCCGCACAAUAGAAUGCUGAGACUCACCCAAGGGAUACCAAAAGUUAUUGGAUCUGAUCUACUACUGGCAUCAGAUCCCGAUAGUCCUGAUAGUUCGUUAAUGUAUACCUUUCUACCGUCUCCGCAUCCAAAUCGAAUUGUGGGAAAAUUGGAAGUUGCAGGAAAAACUGUUACAACUUUUUCACAAUCGGAUGUUAAUCAAGGACAUGUUACCUACACAAUUGAGUCUGAUACUCCUGAAGAUACUUUAAUGGAAAUUGCAAUACAGGUUUCCGAUGGCAUGGAAACAAGUCCAACGACAAAUAUGAAAGUUUCCGUACUACCCCUUCAACUACGCAUGAUCAACAACACAGGACUCAUUCUUGUACACAAAUCCUAUGCUCUCAUAACACCGUGGAAUCUUUCUUUUGUCUCCAACUCCGAUGAUGAUCAAUUGGAUGUGAAAUUCGACGUAGUACGUCCACCGCAAUAUGGAAGUAUUCAAAAGCUCAGAACCGUUGAUUCUUCAUGGAUCACCGUGGAUUCCUUCACGAGCAAUCAAAUGAUUUUGGGACAAAUUCGUUACCUUCACACAGCUGAAUUUCCACAGCAUGAUGACUUUAAGUUUACCGUCUCAUUUGCACCCAUAACAAUGUCCAAAUCCUACGAUUUUCGAAUAACAUUCACGAAGCUUAAAAUUGGAAUACAACGUCAGGAGAAUUUGUACAUAAAUGGGACGAGUGAUGUGGCCAUUAAGAGUGAUAACUUGUACCAUCAAACUCUCCCACUUCCAACAUUUUCCCGGAAUAUUAUUUACAUUGUAUUGAAGCCACCAAACUACGGUAUUAUCUAUGUAGAUGGAUACCCUCAAGCUGCUAAGGAAAUGGACUCAUUCACACAGCAAGAUAUUGAUAAAAAUAUCAUAAGAUAUCGUACAUUCCACACUUCCUAUUCAAGUUUCGUGGAUGUAUUUGAAUUUGCCGUUUCGGUUCCGGAAUGUGAAGAUAUUUCCGGGAAAUUAAAUAUAAUUUACAAUCCCCUACAGGGCCAAUCGAAUUCUCUGAUGUAUCAGACAAAAGAAAAAAUUGUCGUUAAUGAGGGAAGAGCUGCACUUAUAACGACUAAUCACUUUGAGGUAGUCUUUGAUCACUUCAAAGAUCUCACUUUUAACGUAUCUCAUCCACCGAAGCACGGCUCAAUUUGCAACUACGAUGAAGCUAACAUUAAAAUAAAUAUUAUGGACUCUUUUACAUACGAUGAGGUACUCUCGAGGAAUGUUUACUACUGCCAUGAUGAUUCGGAAUCAGCACAGGAUACCUUCACAAUUCUCGUUCUAUCGGAUGCCGAAUCAAAUUUUCAAUUUGUCUGCGAAGUAAGUGUUGAGAUUAAAUUAGUUAAUGACAAUGAACCCUAUAAUGUGCACCAUAAAGUGUUCUACAUUGUCAAAGAGGAAAGUAAGACACUGUCGCGUAGUGAUCUCGAGUAUGGGGAUCACGAUCUCGAAACAGGUGCACAUAACAUAUUUUAUUCUCAAGUCACUGUGCCAAAUGGAAUGAUGUACAAGGAGGGUGUCGAGACGAAUUUCUUCACACAGCAAGACAUCAAUGAUCGUCGUGUUAUGAUCACGCAUCACGGUGCUGAAUAUGGGAAGAUUACAUUUAUUGUGUCGGAUGGUGUGUUUGAAGUUCCUGGAUUUUUGGAGAUUCAAGCUUCGGAGCCAUUCCUCAAAGUACGUGACUCAAAUGCUUCUGUUGUGCAGGAGGGACGCUUCAUCACGAUUACUCACAAUGAUUUGUCCAUUGAGACAAAUUUGAAUGCGGAACCCGAUGAAAUUGAGUACAGGAUUACGGGUGAGCCUAAUUUUGGAACAAUUAUGGCUUUGAAGAGAAAAUUAAAUGCAACAAUCUUGCCGAGAAAUCUCAAUGUGACAUCUAUUAAGAAUUUUACUCAGGGCAAUGUGAAUGAGGAGAAGAUCAUUUAUUGGAAUACUGAAGUUGCAUCUAUGGACAAGAUAAGGUAUCGCGUGGCAGCGAAAGGAAUUUGGACUGAAGGUGAACUCCUUAUUCGAAUAUAUCCAGCUGCUUAUUGGGAUCUACUGCAAAUCCGAAGGAAUCAAACGUUGUUUGUUGAAGAGUCUACAAGUGUGAUCAUAUCUAGGGAUAUUUUGGAGAUUGUUCACCCAAAAAUAUCUCCAGGUGAUAUUACGUUCCUCGUGACCACAUCCCCCCAACAUGGAUAUUUGGAAAUUCAAUCAAUUACACUGGACGACGAAUACAACAGCAAAGUUUUCGAUCAGAGUACAAUUAAUGCUGAAAAAAUGUUCUACAUCCAAGCAGGAGUUAAUCAAUCUUCUGAUUACUUUAUCUUUGAUGUAACCAAUGGCAUCACUUGGUUGCGUGAUCUCAAACUAAAGAUCAUUAUUAUCCCGGAAAAUUUAUACAUUUCAACACGGACAAUCCUUGUUGAAGAAGGUGGGGCAGUAGCAUUGUCUCCAGAUGAUAUGAUCCCUUUCUCCGAAUUUUACUAUGGAAAAAUACUCGAAUACAAAAUUCUUCAGCAGCCACAAUUUGGCAAUAUAAAAUCCGGGAAAUCUUCUAAAGUUAACAGAUUCACGCAGAAACAAUUAGAGGCUGGGCUCAUUAUGUACUAUCACAAUGGAAGUGAAAAUUCCUCUGACACUAUUCUCCUAAUUGCUGUGGCGAGAAAUAAGGAAAGUGUUCCAUUCUAUCUCCAUGUUGCGAUCCUCCCGGUGAAUGAUGAAGUACCGCAGGUUGUCACAAAUACUGGGCUUCAAAUGUGGACUGGUGGUCGGAGCACCAUUCGACGGACUGAUCUCAUGGCACAGGACUAUGAUACUCCAGCGGAGGAGUUAAUUUUUGUAGUGCAUGAGGUGGUAGGAGGUGUCCUAACUUUGGAUGAUGCUAGAGUCUCCCAUAAAGUCAUUGGGAAUUUUUCACAGCGACAAAUUGAUGAUGGAAAUGUUUAUUUUACUCAUAACAGCUCUUUCUCAAGUGGUCAGUUGACCUUUUUCGUUACUGAUGGGGUACAUAACACCUCAAGGCAAAUACUUUACAUCACGGUUAAUCCCGUGUCUCUCGUUCAAGUAAGGAAUGAACAUCUUCACGUGUUCCCAUUGACGAGAAAGCAAAUCCUUCCUGAGCAGCUGUAUUUUAAGUGUACAGACGAAGAAAGAGCAGUGAGAUAUGUAGUAACUAUCCCGCCGCAACUUGGAAGGAUACUGUAUGAGUACUCGGAAAAUGGGAUGGCAACUGAAGUGUCAGAAUUCACACAUAGUGAUAUAAGAGCUGGAAAAAUACUCUACGAGCAUACGCACACAAUGCUGGAGCUAAAGACUAAUGAUUCAUUCUACUUUGAUGUCAUCUCCAAUCAUGCUAAUAGUCUGAUUGAUCAAAUUUUCCAAAUUGACAUAUCAGUGUCAUCAGGAGGUCUUCUGAGAUUUCUUCCAGUUCCACGAAUAAGUCUUGACGAAGGGGAAUUAGCACCAAUAAAGCUGGAUCUAUCGAAGGUGCUUGAGUAUCUGGAAACAAGAGCUGGUAUUCAUGAUCCUGAGCUCUACAUUGAACCCUUCGUACCAAAUCAUGGCGUUGUAGAGAUCAUUGAUGGGAAGAUGAAUGCAUCCAAUAAUCGUCUUACUCUUCAAGAUUUCAACAACAACCGUGUUUACUACAAACACGAUCAUUCGGAUACAGUUGAAGAUCGUCUCUUGAUGUCAGUUUACCUACUACAGGGGCAUAUUUUCUUAUGCAAUCUCACAAUUCCCAUCAUAAUCAAUCCAAUCAAUGAUCAACCUUUUCAGUUGAUCACGCAAUCUCCGCAUAUUUCAGUUGUAGAAGGAGAGAAUAAGACAAUAACCAAGUCGGAGCUACUAACUCAAGAUGCAGAUACGCCAUCAUCGGAGAUUGUCUACGACAUUAUAAGUGGUCCAACUGUUGGUGUUCUCUUCAAGGUGUCAGAAGAAGGAAUUGCCCAGGACAUCAUGACCUAUGGCAAUCAAUUCACUCAGUUGGAUAUAGAUGAGGGAAGAGUAAUAUACAUCCAUUCUGGAAGAGCACAGUCAACCACGUUCUAUUUCAAAGUCUCCGAUGGUGAGUUCAAGCCUGCCUAUGAAAUCUUCAACAUCAACAUUCUCCCCAUAACGAUAACCGCUGGCUUCCAAAAUGACGCCAUACUUGUGCCACAAGGAAUUUCAGCAGCACUAAUUGAACAGAGGCACCUGUACAUUGAGACGAAUGUUCAUAAAACCCGACUUAUGUACAACAUAACAAUGACACCUACGGCUGGUCUUAUUCUACGCAAUGAAAAGCCCGUUUUGCGUUUUAGUCAAAUGCAAUUGGUUGAGCAUGAGAUCUCCUACAUGCAAACUGAUCUAUCACGAUCAAAUGAUACAUUCCAAGUUACAGCCUAUAUUUCAGACACCAACUAUGGGGGAGUGAUCACAGUUAAGGUGAUCGUACAUCCUUUCAUAGCUCUCAAUGCUAUUACAGUAACAGCAGGUGAUAAGAUACGAUUGAGUACAUCUGCUAUAUCGCAUCAUUCUUCAAAUCUAAAUCUCAAUAGAUAUAAUCCCAAAUUUACCAUCACAACUAGAGCAAAGCAUGGCAAAUUGAAGAAGAUCACUCGAACAACUGGAGAUGGUGAAUCCUACAAAGACAAGGACAUUACAUCCUUUACGUACAAAGAACUAAAGAGUGGCGUCAUUUACUUUGUGGCUAAGAAAUUCCCUGAUGAAGAUCUCUACACUAUUACUGAUAGUUUUGACUACGUACUGCACAUUAAGUCUGUUCAACCUGCUCAGGGGACAGUAAUUAUUACGAUCAAUUCGCAUGAUCUCGCAACAGAGGAAAAUGGAAUAAUGGUUGCAGAUUCUAGCUUACCAAUUAACUACGUGCUUAUCGUAUGUAUUGUAGCAGCCAUUGUUGUUCUCUCCUUAAUCCUUGUUGUCAUCAUAAAAUGUCGAGCUGCCAGUAAAGUGGCAAAAUCUAACAAAAAGGACUAUCCACCAUCACUGCCACGACCACCAGACUUCCUUCCAUACGGCGUCCGUGUGAACACUUCGUCAGAUCCUGAAUCAAUCCCAGCUACAGCUGCAUCAACUCCCCUUCCUGGAUUGAGCAAUGUUCCCCAGUGCAAAGUAAUUCCAAUUGGAUUUGAUCCCAAUGAUUUCCAGGAUACGGAGUCUGAUAUAGCGGAUUUAAACCUUCCGGAUCCGCAGCACUCCCUGCAUUAUCCAUAUGGGGAUGACAAUGAGAAUUGGUGCCCUAGCUACGAUGUCUGCAAUGACAUUAACUACACUUCGUUAGCACAGCCACAGCAACCGCCUACGCCACAAGGAACGAAUCCCCUACUUAGGCGAAAUCAGUACUGGGUGUAGUUUUAUGAAUUUCUCUCAUUUUUAGGGCGAAAAUGACUUAUUUUCUUAAGCAAAAAAAAUUAGUCUUGAAAAAUUAAUCUAUGAGAUUGGCAUUUUGUAACAAAUUAUGGUAAUUUAAUCGACAAUAUUCAAUGUCAAUCAAAUCGCAUUGUACUGAAGUAAUCCGUACCAAAAAUACUUACAAAAAUGAAACUAACUACUUAUUAGUUAAUUUUAUACCUAAUUAUUAAAUCAUUUUUAGUUUAAGUUUUUCAUACAAUGAAUAAUCCAAAAUCAAAUUUCAAUGCCAAUAAUACCAAAGCUAUUUGAAAACGAAAAUUGUUUAAAAAAAUCUAAUCUAAUCUAAUCCAAAGGAAACCAAACAUAUUUUAUUCUAAAAAUAAAAUUUAUUUAUUAAGGAAUGAUCUUAUAGAUUAGGUAAUUAAAAAAAUAAAUGACUUUGUCUGUCUAUUCAUUGAAGGAAAACUCAUUAGGUACCUAUAUGAUUUUUCCUAGAUUUUAUAUUACAAAUUCAGUUAAAAAUAGUUGGUUUAUUACUUUUGUGAAAUACCAACUUAUUAAAUGAGCAUAUUGAAACAAUUUACAAUAAGUAAUUUUAAUUAAGUUUACCUGAAAGGGUUAUUUCUGAUUUUUAUUACUUAUGAUUUUUUAAUUGAAACAGUUAAGUACUUAGCACAAGAUAUAAGUAGUUUUAUUUUACAAUGCAAUUAGAAUUAUUUUUAAACAAAAAAAAUAUAUAAAACAAAAUUAAGAUUUUCUUUUAUAAUUUAAUCAAAUUAUUUUGUGAUAUUGAUUAUAUUCGGUAUAUUAUAUAGAAUUAAUAAAGUCAAAUUAUUAAAAAGUUGCAUUUCAGGUAAUUUAGCAAAUACAUAUUACUUUGAAAGCACAUUUUUAUGCUCUUACUUAUAGAAUACAAAUUAUUGCCACUAAUGAGUAAUACAACCUAAAACAUUUUUUCCUUAAAAGAUAGCAUUUCUAGGAUAGAAGUCCUUAAGCGUAGUGCAAAAAUGUGUGUAGGUAAUAAUACUUUACACUGUAAUUUAUACUAUAUUUUGAACAACUAACAAAUUUUUGUGAUGGGAGUAAUGACUUUCAAUAUAGAAAGUUUUUUUUUGUGAAAAA